AUGUUAAGAAAAAAAAAUUAUCAGAACAAUGUCCAUGUCCUUGUUCUUCCAUACCCAGCACAAGGCCACAUUAGCCCUCUCGUUCAAUUUGCAAAAAGAUUAGCCUCAAAAGGUGUGAAGGCCACAAUUGCCACCACCCAUUACACAGUGAAGUCCAUCACCGCACCCAACAUUGGCGUCGAACCAAUCUCUGAUGGGUUCGACGAGGGUGGCUUUGCCCAAGCCAGAAACGUUGAACUUUUUCUGAGUUCAUUCAGGACCAAUGGUUCAAGAACACUGUCUCAGCUUGUUGAAAAGUUUCAAAGCACUAGUUCCCCUGUCACUUGCAUUGUCUAUGACUCUUUUCUUCCAUGGGCUCUUGAUGUAGCCAAGCAACAUGGCAUUUAUGGAGCCUCUUUCUUCACGAAUUCAGCUGCUGUUUGCAACAUUUUCUGCCGCAUACACCAUGGUUUAAUUGAGCUUCCUGUGAAUUUGGAAGACCUACCCUUGUUGGUUCCUGGCCUUCCUCCAUUGAAUUGUCAAGAUCUUCCAAGUUUCAUAAGGUUUCCUCAAAGUUACCCUGCUUACAUGGCUAUGAAAUUGAGUCAGUUCUCUAAUUUGAACCAUGCUGAUUGGAUGUUUGUCAACACUUUUGAAGCAUUAGAAAGCGAGGUGGUGGAAGGCCUAACUGAGCUCUGUCCAGUUAAGUUGAUAGGUCCAAUGGUCCCUUCUGCUUAUUUAGAUGGGAGGAUUAAAGGGGACAAAGGAUAUGGAGCAAGUUUGUGGAAGCCACUAAGUGAAGAAAGCAUCAAGUGGUUGGAAUCAAAGCCACCUCAGUCUGUGGUGUAUAUCUCCUUUGGAAGCAUGGUAUCUUUGACAGCAGAACAAAUGGAAGAGGUGGCUUGGGGAUUGAAGGAAAGUGGAGUGAGUUUCUUGUGGGUUCUAAGAGAAUCUGAGCAAGGUAAAUUGCCUAAUGGGUUCAUAGACUUGAUAAAAGAAAAGGGUUUAAUUGUCACAUGGUGCAACCAACUUGAAUUGCUGGCUAACCAAGCCAUUGGGUGCUUUGUGACCCAUUGUGGUUGGAAUUCCACACUUGAAACUUUGAGCCUUGGGGUUCCGGUGGUGUGUUUGCCACAGUGGGCUGACCAAUUGCCUGAUGCUAAAUUUUUGGAGGAAAUAUGGGAGGUUGGUGUGAGACCCAAGGAAGAUGAGAAUGGAGUUGUGAGGAAGCAAGAAUUUGUCAAAAGUUUGAAGGUAGUAAUGGAGGGUAAAAGAAGCCAAGAGAUCAGAAGGAAUGCCAAUAAAUGGAUGAAGUUGGCUAGGGAAGCAGUUGAUGAAGGAGGAAGCUCUGACAACAACAUUGAUGACUUUGUAAAUAGUUUGAUGAAUGCAGAUAAGAUUGGAAAUCUGAAUGGCUAG
Molecule: messenger RNA, 1398 nt
Organism: Gastrolobium bilobum
Lineage: Eukaryota; Viridiplantae; Streptophyta; Magnoliopsida; Fabales; Fabaceae
Product: UDP-glycosyltransferase 74B1
Exons: 4
Coding region: 1-1398 (465 amino acids)
Molecular function (GO): UDP-glycosyltransferase activity
Source: RefSeq, a predicted model, not a curated record